AGAAGUGCAAAGCCACGCAACCACAGACUGCCACUCUCUUCCACACGCAAUUGAGAGACACAUUUGGACCAGGUGUGAUUGGAGUUGAUAUCGCUAUCUCAUUAAUCUCAGGUCCACGCCUUCCUCUCCGUCGUCUCUGUGACCACCGACCAUACCCAAUUUCCACACGUGCUAAAAUUCCAUAUCAUAACGAACCCCGCAAAAAACCUUCGGAGCCUUCUUUCCACCACCUGAGAUCGGCCAUUGAUUCCCGCAAUUACAAAUUUACAACCACAAGGUACUCCUCCUUUUUCUUUCUUUCUGUUUUCUUUUUCUUUCGAUUUUCGCAGUAUCCAAACGUGGUUCUAUCAAAUCAAUGCUUUGAAUUUGACUAUGGGUUUUUCCCUUUUUUUUUUACCCCAUCAAAAACUUAGUCCUCUUCUCUCACUAUUUCCAGUCAAAUAUUUGGAUCUUUCUUCUUCUUCUUCUUCGGUUGUUGAAUUUGAUUGGGCUGGCGUUUCUGAAUCGAUUGACAAUGCACUAUAAAUAAACCUGACGCUCUUUUAUGCUUGCUAAGAUCUAGACAAGAGGAAAAGAUGUCGUAUCCCAUAUUCAGAGCUGGGAAGUGGUAAAAUUGGGUGGUUUUUGAAAUUGCAUGUCGGGAGCAGGGCACGCAGUGGAGCACGUCGGGGUUCCGAAGAUGGAGGCGGGCAGUUCCGGUCGUUGCAAUCCGGUUAGGAAACCGGGUCCGGUUUCCAUGGAUCACGUGCUUCUUGCCCUGCGCGAGACAAAGGAGGAGAGAGAUGUCAGGAUUCGGAGUUUGUUCAAUUUCUUUGAUGCGGCGAACGUUGGGUACCUGGAUUACGCGCAGAUCGAAGCUGGGUUGUCAGCGCUGCAGAUUCCCGCGGAGUACAAGUAUGCCAAGGAUUUGUUCAAGGUUUGUGAUGCCAACAGGGAUGGGCGUGUUGAUUACCAGGAAUUUCGCCGGUACAUGGACGCUAAGGAGCUCGAGCUGUAUCGGAUAUUUCAGGCCAUCGAUGUUGAACACAAUGGAUGCAUUUUACCUGAGGAGCUUUGGGAUGCGCUAGUUAAGGCUGGGAUUGAAAUUGAUGAUGAGGAGCUUGCCCAUUUUGUGGAGCAUGUUGAUAAGGAUAAUAAUGGAAUAAUAACUUUUGAAGAAUGGAGAGAUUUUCUUUUACUCUAUCCGCAUGAAGCUACUAUUGAGAAUAUCUAUCAUCACUGGGAAAGGGUAUGCCAUGUGGACAUUGGUGAACAUGCUGUUAUUCCUGGAGGCAUCAGCAAGCAUGUUCACAGAAUUAGGUAUUUUAUUGCAGGAGGAAUAGCAGGAGCGGCUUCUCGUACUGCAACUGCUCCUCUUGAUCGCCUGAAAGUGGUUUUGCAAGUUCAGACAGGACGUGCUGACAUUGCUCCUGCUAUAAAGAAGAUAUGGAAGGAAGAUGGUUUAUUGGGUUUCUUUCGGGGUAACGGGUUAAAUGUUGUGAAGGUUGCCCCUGAAAGUGCCAUCAAGUUUUAUGCCUAUGAAAUGUUAAAGAAUGUCAUUGCAGAGAGCAGUGGAGGUGAUAUAGGAGCAGCAGGGAGACUUUUCGCUGGGGGUAUCGCUGGUGCGAUAGCACAAACUGCUAUUUAUCCCUUAGAUCUUGUGAAAACUCGCUUACAGAUUUGUUCUAAUGAAGGUGGGAAAGCUCCCAAGUUGGGAACACUAACAAGGGAUAUAUUGGUUCAGGAGGGUCCUCGAGCCUUCUAUAAAGGUCUUCUACCUUCGCUUCUUGGAAUUGUCCCAUAUGCUGGCAUUGAUCUUGCUGCCUAUGAGACCUUAAAAGACAUGUCAAAGACAUAUAUUCUACAUGAUAGUGAGCCUGGCCCUCUUGUUCAACUGGGUUGUGGAACCAUUUCUGGAGCUCUUGGAGCAACUUGUGUUUAUCCAUUGCAGGUUAUUAGGACCAGAAUGCAAGCUCAACGUUCUAAUGAUGAUGCUGCUUAUAAGGGAAUGUCUGAUGUAUUCAGGAGAACACUUGAGAAUGAAGGUUAUAGGGGUUUUUACAAAGGACUUUUCCCAAAUCUUCUUAAGGUAGUGCCAGCUGCAAGCAUUACUUAUAUGGUUUAUGAAAGUAUGAAAAAGCGUUUAGAUCUUGAUUAGGGAAUGCUAGAGCCAAACUGGGUGGCAUCGUGCUGAUUUUUGAGAUGCCAAUGAUUUUUGUUAUUGAAUGACGAAAAUAAAAUUAAUUAGGUGACAUGAUUGUUUGAGUCAUAGAUGCCAGUUCCCUCUGGGGAUUGUGCACAUAAUUUUUCCGGUGUUUAUUUAAACUAGAUGAUGAGAGGAAAGUUUAUAUAUGACAUUUAUGUCUGACUUCGGAUUAAUAGGCUUGUCCCAAUUCCCUCGAGUCUAAAACCCCCUUACUUUUUUGGGUUAGAUUGAUGUUUACAAUACUGAAUGAACACAAACUUGCAAAGAUCUUAUUACACUGCAGAGAAUAAUGUGGCGUUUAAAGAUUUUGCACGACGAGUUUUUCUCUUUGUACUGUAUGCAGAUUCUUACUUCUAAGUUCUAAGUAUACACUUUGUUGAUUAUGCUGCAUA
Molecule: messenger RNA, 2577 nt
Organism: Tripterygium wilfordii
Lineage: Eukaryota; Viridiplantae; Streptophyta; Magnoliopsida; Celastrales; Celastraceae
Product: calcium-dependent mitochondrial ATP-magnesium/phosphate carrier protein 2-like
Exons: 4
Coding region: 635-2137 (500 amino acids)
Biological process (GO): transmembrane transport
Molecular function (GO): calcium ion binding; ATP transmembrane transporter activity
Source: RefSeq, a predicted model, not a curated record